Messenger RNA from Xyrauchen texanus (razorback sucker), 3425 nucleotides. RefSeq names its product amyloid beta precursor protein binding family B member 2 (gene apbb2a). The transcript has 14 exons. Lineage: Eukaryota; Metazoa; Chordata; Actinopteri; Cypriniformes; Catostomidae. Gene Ontology annotation, molecular function: transcription factor binding; amyloid-beta binding. Gene Ontology annotation, cellular component: cytoplasm; nucleus. The coding region runs from base 160 to 2580 and encodes 806 amino acids. The record is from RefSeq and is a predicted model, not a curated record. Gene Ontology annotation, biological process: regulation of DNA-templated transcription.
GGCGGAGCGGUGCGGAGAGGAGAGAGCGCAGAUUGCGGGUGUCCUGGCUUUAAAAGCGGGCGUCACCUCGCGACUCAGAAUCAGCAUCUUAAGGGAGAGAACAGCUGACACACACACACACACACAGACACAGACGCUGCUGGCAACUUAUCGUAUGCAAUGAUGUCGCUGCAAAAACCUCUCUUGAGACGUAGCACGUCAAACGUAGAAUCGACCAAUCACAGUGGUGCUUUGUUGACUCCGCCCACCUACUUUAAUUUACACUCCUCCCACAACCAGCACCUCAACUGUGACACCAUAAAGCAGGGUGUGGUUGCGGUGUCCAAGGAAACACAAGGCUCUACGGCGCCCUCAAAGAUUCGCCAAAAAUAUGCGCUGACGAAUAUACAAAAUGCAAUGGGUCUUACCCAAAACUCCGCCCCUCCAAACCAAAGCCAAGCCCCUUUGAACAGAAACCACGCCCCCACAAAGUCCGCCUCCUCUUCAUCUCUUUUCUGCUCCUCCCUUUCGUAUUCCACGUCCAAUCCUAAACUGGCCAAAAACGGCACCAACCUGCAACUGAAAGUGGAGCAACUGGACCUCAACAAGAACUCCAAGAACCACAAUGAUAUCUCAGGAAAAGACAUUCCAGUCCGAAGGAGAACCAAGAGUUUUCUAGAAUACCAUCGAGAGGAGGAGGAGGAGGAGAAGGUGUCCAACAGCCCUGAUAAAGACCUCCUCAUGCAGGGUGAUGAGAAACACCUCCUGAAGCUUGAGGCGCAGUCCUGGGGUGAAGAGAACCGCGUGGAGGCGCACCUCACCCUCCCCCAGAAUCACCUGCUUCUCCUGCCCAGCGAGGAGGAGGAGCAAAGCCCCGAACUGGACAUUGACGAGCACAUGCUCCGCCCGAACAACGAGCGGAUGAGCCGGGUCAGAAACAAGUCACUGGAAAGCAGCGGUUCUCCAGGCCGACUUCAGAUGAGCCCAGCGUCCACGCUCCGUCUGCCUCUGAGAGGGGGAGAAACCGACGAUUCGCCUGGACGUCUGACACGACCUGAGAAACAGGUGGAGGAAGAGGAGGAGGAUUCCAGCUGGAUGACACUGUCGCAGGACAGUCCGUCCGUCGAUACACCUCACGAAACAGGUGUGUGGGAUGAGCAUUCUCAGGUGCACGACGUGUCACAGGAGUAUUUUUGCCAUGUUUCGAUGGACACCAGUAUACGAGAUCGACCCGUAACCCGUGACGACCGUGACGCCCGCGCUGACCCGGAGACCUCGCCCGUUCAACUGAAGGGGGUCUGUCUGUCUGUGCCCCCUUCUAAAGCACAGAGUGAGAGGCCCAGCAGUAUAGUGUCAGACAGUUCUAUAGAGCUUGUACCUUCAUCAGCAGCAUCCUCACCCUCCUCUUCCUCACUGUGUUAUAAGGCGAUGGGACGCGCGGCCAGUUUCCUCAACAACAACUAUCUGCCCAGAGAGAGAGACAAACGAAGGGAGAGAGAAAGAGAGGAGGAGAGAGAGAGUUUGGGUGCUCAAGGAGGUCCGUACAGCUUCAUUAACCACAGAGCUGAAGUCUCUUCGGCCCCUGCUGAUACAGUCAUACCCAUCAGUGAGCUGGAAACACAGGUGUUUGCGGUUCAUUAUCUGGGCUGGUUAGAGGUGCGAGAUGCAGAUGUGACGUGCGGGAAAAGCGGCGCGGUGGUUAGUGAAUGCAUCCAACAGCUGCAGCGAUGGCGAGAGAGAGACAGCGUGGGGGGACAAGCGAUGCUAUUGGUUCUGCACGACGUCACUCUCACCCUGAUUGACCCGACUGACCACACCCUUCUGCACACUGAGCCAAUCAGCUGCAUCCGUGUGUGGGGAGUGGGGCGGGGCUUUAGCAGGGAUUUUGCGUAUGUGUCCCGUGACAAGAACACGCGUGUGUUAAAAUGUCACGUGUUUCAAUGUGACAGUCCUGCAGAAUCCAUCGCCAGCAGCCUGAAGCUCAUCUGCUCCAAGAGUAUGGCCGAGCUAACGAGUGCUGGUUCUUCAUCUCAGUUCAGUUCAGAUGUUCCUCUCAGAGUAGAGUUUCCAACACCAAAGACUGACAUCCAACACAGUUUCCAUGUGCUUUACCUUGGAAUGACCUCAGUACUGAGACCGAUGGGAAUGGACAUGAUAAACGGAGCGAUAGAUAGUCUAAUGUCCACUGCUGGGAAAGAGGACUGGACACCCGUCCUGCUCAAUGUUGCUGAUGCCACGAUCACUGUCAUUAAAGAAAAGCAGGAAGAGGAGGAGGAACUCAUAGUGCAGUGUCGCGUGCGGUUCCUGUCGUUUAUGGGUGUCGGUCGUGACGUCCACACGUUUGCGUUCAUCAUGGACACGGGAAACCAGCACUUCCAGUGUCACGUGUUCUGGUGUGAACCCAAUGCAGGGAGCAUGUCAGAAGCCGUGCAGUCAGCAUGUGUGUUGCACUAUCAGAAGUGUUUGGGGAACAGCAGCUCCUCGUCUCCGCCCCCUUCUGACUCCGUCUCACGCCGCGUGACGUCCAGCGUGAAGCGCGGCGUCCAAUCAAUUAUAGACACUCUGAAAAAGAAGCCCGCCCCUGAAGUUUCCCACCAAUGACAGAACAGAACAGCAGUGAUGGACAGCAGGAGGAACGCACAAUCCAACGUAAAGACGACAUCAAUGAUGAACGAGGAGCACUUAGCACAACACGCUCGAAACAUAUUCUUCACAAGUAUUCAACGCUUGCAAGCGCACUGUCCCAUAACCAACUUCAGUACUCCAGCGUUUGACCUAUUAAAAGCAUUAUUUGUUGUUAUUAGGGCUGUCGAUAUUAACGGAGAAUUCAGAGUGAUUAACUGCACGCAAUUAAUCAUGUUCCCGGGACAUUCCUGCCGCCGGAGGGAUUGCAGCUUGAGUAGCACGUGUUUUCAGCGGGGGCAGUAAAGACAACAAACACACUCAGACCUGAUUGACACCAGCUGACCGCACAAGAUGAGAACACGUGCCUGACGCACAAUCCUCAAUGCACGGACCUCCAGACGUUUAACUAACAACACUGUGUUUAUGAAAGCGAGACGUCCGGCUGACGCAUGUGUGCAUUGACGCACCGUUAGAAAAGGCCGUAUUAUAAAUGUACCCUGUAAGUGUUAAAUGAUUGCUGUGGACUGUUUGGGAUCAAUAAUAUGGAAAUAAACAAUGCAUUGCCUUCUAAAGACACUUUAUGUAUCGUCUGAUCAAUGCUUUACUCGUCUGUCACAAUCAUGUGAUGCAUUUUAAUUGUCUGAAUUAUUAGAUUUUGUAUUAUUAUUUAAUCAUUAUAUAUUAAAUGAAUGUUAUUUGAAGGCAAAUAUUUAUAAAUGUGAAUAAUUGCAAUUAACUUUACAAUCCUUAUUUCUAUAUAAAACAAUAGUGAAUUUAAAAUGUACUGUUGAAAUAUGUGUUUUCUAAUUUAAGCUGCCCCU